AAAUCGGAACCAUCGACUUCUUUCGCAUCAACGUCUUGCUAUUACCAUAAACUUCACCCACAAACAAAAAGAAACAUGAAGUACCAACCACGACAGCAACGUGCCGUAUCUCUCGUCCUCUUACUGGCGAUGGCAUCCUCAUCGACCGCCUUCAUGCCGCCGCAACCGGUACAGCCCAGGAUUCCAUCAGUCGAUCGACACAGCAUUCUUCUCUCCAAGUCCAUGCCCGAUUCGCACGUGCUACUUCAUUUAUCGCAUGGAAACAACGAAGCAAACGAGAACUGGAAGGCUUUGGCCCAAGCCGCCGGCGACGUGGCUCGCAACGUUGGAAGCUCGGUUUGGGACGUGAUCAAAAAGGGAGGCAACAAGUUGAAAGAGUUCGCCACCAACGCAUUGCUCCCAGCAGAGCCGAAAAGCAAUGACAUCUUCUCCAAUCCAACCAUUGUAGUAGACAAGGAAGAUGAAAACAUGUUUCGUGGUAUCUUUGGCCAAGACAUCGUUGUUCCUUCCGACUCUGGAAGAGUCGUGGACCAGGCCGCCUUGUUUUUGCAGCACAACGAAAUGGCAGCAUCCUUGUUGGGAUCAUCCUUACAGUACGGACAACCCUUUUCGCAAAGCAGCAGCAGCACCAGUAUCAAUGGGAGAAUGAGUAGUUCCGUGCAGGCGAGCUUUGAGGUCUGGGGUACGCAAGGUCAAGGCGUGGCCACCGCAACAUCCAUUGACGGCAACUUGGAGUACAUGGACUUGGAAGUGAAUGAUCGACUGUACCGCUUGGAUAUCAAUGCACCGCCCAUGUCCACAUCCAACUAUUACCAAGCAACCAAUCCGGGAAUUGAUCCAUGGUCUGCUGUCAUCUACGACGACGACGAGGAUGAUGAAGACAUUGUGGAAGUUGAGGUACUGGAAGCGGUCAGAAGCCGCAGCCGCUAUCAAGGUCGUGUUUUGGAUGCUGAGAUUGUGGAGAAAACGUUCCUUUAGUUAGGCCUUGAUAAUAUUAUGCGCAUUGGCUUAUACCAGUGCUUUGUGGCGCCCUUCCACCACAACACAAGCUAGCUAACAAGGCUCUUAUUACUAGAUAAAUUAAUUCAAAACCAGCACCAACCAAGCAUUUUCACCCU
This is a messenger RNA of Seminavis robusta, 1118 nucleotides long. NCBI's taxonomy places the organism in Eukaryota, Bacillariophyta, Bacillariophyceae, Naviculales, Naviculaceae. The record is from the annotation of a GenBank genome assembly.